Messenger RNA from Poecile atricapillus (Black-capped chickadee), 1740 nucleotides. RefSeq names its product tryptophan 5-hydroxylase 2. Gene Ontology annotation, molecular function: iron ion binding; tryptophan 5-monooxygenase activity. Gene Ontology annotation, cellular component: neuron projection. The coding region runs from base 9 to 1484 and encodes 491 amino acids. The record is from RefSeq and is a predicted model, not a curated record. Gene Ontology annotation, biological process: serotonin biosynthetic process; aromatic amino acid metabolic process. NCBI's taxonomy places the organism in Eukaryota, Metazoa, Chordata, Aves, Passeriformes, Paridae. The transcript is spliced from 11 exons.
CCGGCCCCAUGCAGCCCGCCAUGAUGAUGUUCUCCAGCAAGUACUGGGCGCGCCGGGGCUUCUCGCUGGACUCGGCCCUGCCGGAGGAGCGCCCCGCCGCCGGCAGCCUCACCCUAAACAGAUCAAGUUCUGGGAAAAAUGAAGAGAAGAAAGGGAAUAAGGGAAAUGGGAAAAGUGAAUCUGCUUCUGAAGGUGGAAAGACAGCUGUGGUGUUUUCUUUGAAGAAUGAAGUGGGUGGAUUGGUGAAAGCUCUCAGACUCUUCCAGGAAAAACACGUGAGUAUGGUUCAUAUUGAAUCACGAAAAUCAAAGAGAAGGAAUUCAGAGGUGGAAAUUUUUGUGGACUGUGACUGCAGUAAGAAAGAAUUUAAUGAACUAAUCCAGUUGCUCAAGUUUCAAACUAAUAUAGUAUCUCUCAAUCCACCAGAAAACAUCUGGACUGAUGAAGAAGAUCUCGACUGUGUCCCUUGGUUCCCCAGGAAGAUCUCUGAGUUGGACAAAUGUUCUCAGAGAGUUUUGAUGUAUGGAUCUGAGCUGGAUGCUGAUCACCCCGGAUUUAAAGACAAUGUCUAUCGACAGAGAAGAAAGUACUUUGUGGAUGUUGCCAUGAGCUAUAAAUAUGGUCAACCCAUUCCCAGAGUGGAGUACACAGCUGAAGAAGUUAAAACUUGGGGGGUGGUAUUUAGGGAACUCAGUAAACUCUAUCCCACUCAUGCUUGUCGUGAAUAUUUAAAAAACUUUCCUCUGCUGAGCAAGUACUGCGGAUACAGAGAAGAUAAUGUGCCUCAGUUGGAAGAUGUUUCUAUUUUUCUUAAAGAGAGGUCUGGCUUCACAGUGAGACCAGUUGCUGGAUACCUGUCUCCCCGUGACUUUUUAGCUGGCCUAGCAUACAGAGUCUUUCACUGCACUCAGUACAUACGGCACGGCUCAGAUCCCCUCUACACACCAGAACCGGAUACAUGCCAUGAACUCCUGGGACAUGUGCCUCUACUUGCUGAUCCCAAAUUUGCACAGUUUUCACAAGAAAUAGGACUUGCUUCACUGGGAGCAUCUGAUGAAGAUGUUCAGAAAUUAGCCACUUGCUAUUUCUUUACAAUUGAAUUUGGCCUGUGCAAGCAAGAAGGACAACUGCGUGCUUAUGGGGCAGGACUUCUGUCUUCUAUUGGAGAGUUAAAGCAUGCUCUCUCUGACAAGGCAAAUGUGAAAACAUUCGAUCCAAAGACAACCUGUUUGCAAGAAUGCCUUAUCACUACUUUCCAGGAAGUUUACUUUGUUUCAGAGAGUUUUGAAGAGGCCAAAGAAAAGAUGAGAGACUUCGCCAAAUCAAUCAAUCGUCCCUUCUCUGUGUAUUUCAAUCCAUAUACGCAAAGCAUUGAGAUUCUGAAGGAUACCAGGAGUAUAGAAAAUGUUGUCCAGGACCUCCGCAGUGAUCUAAACACUGUAUGUGAUGCUCUAAGUAAAAUGAACAGAUAUUUAGGGAUUUGAUAUGUUUGGCACUGUGAUUUGCUGUCAGUUGCUCUGUAUGUAGCCACUUACAUCACAUGAGAUGGCGAAUUUAUCAGAACCAUCAGUUUUCCCUUUACAGCUUGGCCUGCGGCUUGCAUCAUUGUGUAGCUCUGUCUAACUGUAAUAUGCACAAAAACCAAGGCAAUGCUAAUUUGUAAAUGAAACAUGGAAUGUGGCAGAAUAUAGUCAUCAAUUCUUCAGCACAAUGUCAUGUACAAGUAUACCAUUAAAAACU